This is a messenger RNA of Porites lobata, 7635 nucleotides long. The record is from the annotation of a GenBank genome assembly. NCBI's taxonomy places the organism in Eukaryota, Metazoa, Cnidaria, Anthozoa, Scleractinia, Poritidae.
CUGAUUGAUUUUAAAGACUUGGGGAAGGAUAAGAGAGCCGUAUUGCUAUUGAUCAUCGUUUCCACUGCAACAGCAAGAUUUGAGAGAAGACAGGCAAUAAGAGAAACAUGGUGGAAACAUUGUUCUGGCAAUCAGACUCAGGUAAGCAGGCAAGAUAGGUUCUUUGUCGCCAGUUAUCUCACGAUCUCACGAUGAUGUUUCUUUCAGUAAUAACAUUGGUGACGAAUUACUCCUUAAUUUUGGCCCGAAAUUUCAGCGUUAAUUUGUAAUUUCACAUGUGAAAUUACAAAAUUGCCAUGGCGACCCUUCCGUACGUCUGAGUGUCAAGAUGGCGACGAAGUUUUAAAAUGUCAUGAAUGAAGAUGUCAGGGCACAAAAAUUAAAGACGCUUUGGAAAAACUGAACACACAAGAGAACUCAAGAAGGAUUCUAAGAGGUAUUUUGCCGAAAAAGUCUGAAAAAUUCUGAACUUUAUAAGCCAAAUUUAAGGUCUAAACAUUUGAGAGAGUGGAGUUCUCGAUCGAUACGUUCCAGGAAAGACAUGUCAAAAAUCCAAGAUUGCUAACGUAAUUCGUCACCCAUGAUAUUAAUAGGUAAUCAAAUGGUAUACUCGUGAAAUUAGGGAUUAAUUUCACUUGCCUUUUGUCCAAAUCCUAAUAAUUUCCUUCGCCUAAAGGCUCAGGAAGUUAUUAGGGUUUGGACAAAACGCGCGUGAAAUUAUUCCUUAAUUUCACUCGUCACCAUUUGAUUACACAUACUUAUUCACAGCGAAAUUUUCUACCAACGACGGAGACGACGGCAAAAAGCAAAAAUCAACGGGUUUAGAUUAGCAAAACAACAACUUUGCACGAGCAGCACCCUUUGUUUUUUGCACUUUCUUUAGUGUCGUUCAACGACCUCGACGUCAAAUUCCUUAUUUCCCGUUUUACACCGAGAACGUGAACAAAAGACACCGAUUCGGAACCUGGAUACAGUCCUUUUGGAAUAAACCUUCAGAGAAAUUCGCCAAAAUUGGACAAUUAAGGUGGCUCGAUACAGUUUUUCAGAGUCAAUACCUCCCAAGUUUGAGCAUAAACUACGUCACCAUAACCAAAGACUUGGAAAAAUUGCCACCACGGUUGUAUUAGAUAAAGCACAGGUAACCCAGGCUCUGUGAUAGUACCACAGUACAGUUCUAGUGAAAUUACAGUGUUUGUAUGGGGUAAAAAUAUGAUCUUAAAAUUUGUAGUAAAUACUAAAUAUAAGUCAAUGAAACCCUGCAGUUAGUUGUUGUUGUCCUUAUUGCUCCAACGAAGUUGCCUAGGCCUCAUUUUCUUGGCCGCCCGUUGAUCUGGCCCAGUUACUUCGGCGAGCAUAUUCUCGGCCUUUUUGGAUUACAUCCUUCGAGUUUGUCAAAGUCUGCGGGAUUCGUUUUUCCAUCUGGGAAAGCUUCAUUGGUUUCUAUAUCUGCUGAUAUCCUAUUACUACGAUCCUGGCAUGUUUAUUUUCUGUUGGAGUUCGAAUUUCGUGGAAAAAGUUGUGUUGAAUGAGAGCAUGGCGGCGAAGAUGGAAUCUUUUGUCUCCUACUGCUUGUAUAUUAUAAUUGUAUAUAGAGUGAAUUUGAACAAAUUAGUACAAAUUAUCACGAAACUUCGUUGGAGUAAUAGGGACAACAACAACUAACUGCAAGGUAAGUUUCAUUGACGUAUAUUUAGUAUUUCCUACAAAUUUUACGAUCGUAUUUUUACCCAAUACAAACACUGUAAUUUUACUAGAAUCGUACUGUGGUACUAUCACAGAGCCUGGGUUAGCUGUGGAUAAAAAUGAAAAUUUCUUAUGAUCAGGGUUGCAACUACAUCGGAGUUGUCAUAGCAACGAAAUGACGCUAUUACCUAUUUUACUUGCAGCAAUAUAUCUCGGCCGCUAGGAACUGUUCUUCCAAAAUCGUUCGCGGUUGCUUUUUCCUUUAAUAGCGGCCUCGAUGCUCGUCAAGUUUAAGCCAAAUCUGUAAGAGCGUUAUCGCGACUAUUAUGGGAUGAAGUCUUUUUUUAUGGCUAGAAACACAGUUAAAAAUGGACAACCUUGAUGUUUGCCCGUUAUCUGUACAAAACAAAGCGCUUUAGACAUGCAAUUUUACCUCAUGGUAGUUUCAACCUUUUUAAAAACGUUUCUGAAAGAUCAUGGAGAUAACUCCAGCCGAUUGCUAGAAAGAAGGAUUUGAUUACUAGGUAUCGAAACGCUCUUGUUAGCGGUUUUGUAAACAUUUUGGUCUUCUUUAACAAAUUAGCGAAUAAUUUUUAAACCGCUCGAUACAUUUUUUUUUAAAAUUUAAGAUUCUCGAGACUAACUUUCCUUUAAUAUGACCUUUUACUUUCAAUAUUAUUGAUAAAUUGUAAGGCAGUAAAAUAAGGGCUACAAUUCGUUUUUUUUGUUCCGGGAAAGCUCGAUGUGGGAUUUCUAUUCUAUGGACAUGAAGUGCUGCAAGUAGAGUGAGUGAUAGUCAAGUACAAAGCUACCCGUCUAAACACAUACGUAACGUAGACGGGUAGUUAAAGUUGCUUCUAGUAGUAAUCGAAGGUUAAAUCAUUGAUAUCUCAAGUAUUUAUAAAGUGCAACACGACUUCAUAUCUUAACAACUACGAAAAUCUAUCAAUUAAAUACAUACAACAGUAGUAUAGGGUGCACCACGGUUUCCACUUUUUUGAGCAGGAAUCUCAUAAGCGUGAGCAGGAAUAAAUUAACGCCAAUGACGUCAUAGGCUAUUGUCUUGAUCUCAUGAAUAAAAUGCGCAGGAAUCUCAUUAAGAUAAGGUCGUGUGUUAUUUUUAGUUGGUUUAGGUUUUCUAGUUACUUUAAUGUCGAUAGACGUCUUCCUUUUCGAUUGGUUAGUUAGAAAAUAAGAAACGUUUUCAUUGGUUAAUUCAUAGUGUCUAAGGAGUAAAGUCAAACUUGUCUGUGACUUAAAAUCACUGAUACGUAACGUAAUUAUGCACUUCCUAUUUCCUGCUGCUGUGAUUGUCCUGUUACUUACCCCUCUCCUUUUCAUUUUUUAUUUUCCUCCUCCUCCACAAUUUUGUUAUUUUCCUAACGCAAUUUUUUUAUUGCCAUUUUUCUUUCCUCCUCCUCCUCCUCCUCAUUUCUAUUGUUUUCCCUACACCACCACCAAAACCACCGCCACAUUUCUAUUGUUUUCCCUCCACCACCACCACCACCGCCACAUUUCUAUUGUUUUCCCUCCACCACCACCACCACCACCACCGCCACAUUUCUAUUACUUUCCCUCCACCACCACCACCACAUUUCUAUUGUUUUCCCUCCACCACCACCACCACCACCACCAUUGUUUUCCUUCCUCCUCCUCCUCAUUUUUAUUGUUUUCCCUCCUCCUCCUCCUCCUUAUUUUUAUUGUUUUUCCUCCUCCUCCUCAUUUUUAUUGCUUUCCCUCCUCCUUCUCAUUUUUAUUGUUUUUCCUCCUCCUCCUCCUCCUCCUCAUUUUUAUUGUUUUCCCUCCUCCUCCUCCUCCUCCUCCACCUCCUCCUCAUUUCUAUUGUUUUCCCUCGAAAGGCCAAAGAGGCCGAAAUCAGGCCUAAACGGCCUAAAAGGCCAAACUUGCAGGGAAAACAUCAGAAAUGAGGAGGAGGUGGAGGAGGAGAAGGAGGAGGAGGAGGAGGGAAAACAAUAAAAAAUGAGGAGGAGGAGGAAGAGGGGGAGGAAAAACAAUAAAAAUGAGGAGGAGGAGGGAAAACAAUGGAAAUGUGGCGGUGGUGGAGGAGGGAAAACAAUAGAAAUGUGGUGGUGGUGGUGGUGGUGGAGGGAAAACAGUAGAAAUGUGGCGGUGGUGGUGGUGGUGGAAAAACAAUAGAAAUGUGGUGGAGGUGGUGGUGGUGGUGGUCGUGCAGGGAAAACAAUAGAAAUGUGGUAACAGUGGUGGUGGUGGAGAGAAAACAUAGAAAUGUGGCAGUGGUGGUGGUGGUGGUGGGAAAACAAUAGAAAUGUGGUGGCGCUGGUGGUGGUGGUGGUGGUGGUGGUGGAGGGAAAACAAUAGAAAUGUGGCGGUGGUGGAGGGAAAACAAUAGAAAUGUGGUGGUGGUGGUGGUGGUGGAGGGAAAACAAUAGAAAUGUGGCGGUGGUGGUGGUGGUGGAGGGUAAACAAUAGAAAUGUGGUGGCGGUGGUGGUGGUGGUGGUGGUGGUGGUGGAAACAAUAACAAUAGUAAUGUGGUGGUGGUGGUGGUGGUGGUGGUGGUGGAGGGAAAACUAUGGAAAUGUGGUGGUUGUGGUGGUGGUGGUGGUAGUGGAGGGAAAACGAUAGAUUUGUGGCGGUGGUGGUGUAGGGAAAACAAUAGAAAUGAGGAGGAGGAGGAGGAGGAGGAGGAGGAAAGAAAAAUGGGAAUAAAAAAAUUGUGGAAGGAAAAUAACAAAAUUGUGGAGGAGGAGGAAAAUAAAAAAUGAAAAGGAGAGGGGUAAGUAAAGCAUUGAUUCCAGUGUAUAAAAAGAGCUAGUUUGCCUUUGCCCUCUUUAAUAUACACGAUUUGUCCGCCAAAAAUCAGUGAACCGGAACAAGGACAAUCACAGCAGCAGGAAAUAGCAUAAUUACGUUACGUCUCAGUGAUUUUAAGUCACAGACAAGUUUGACUUUACUCCUUAGACACUAUGAAUUAAUCAAUGAAAACGUUUCUUAUUUUCUAACUAACCAAUCGAAAAGGAAGACGUCUAUCGACAUUAAAGUAACUAGAAAACCUAAACCAACUAAAAAUAACACACGACCUUAUCUUAAUGAGAUUCCUGCGCAUUUUAUUCAUGAGAUCAAGACAAUAGCCUAUGACGUCAUUGGCUUUAAUUUAUUCCUGCUCACGCUUAUGAGAUUCCUGCUCAAAAAAGUGGAAACCGUGGUGCACCCUAUACUACUUACAACAAAGUGAAUCUAUUUAACCGUGGAGUCCCAGUAACUGCGACAAUAUUCCCGGAAACGUAACGCCUCAAUACACCACAAAUAGGAUUUCCCGCUAUAAUAUUUUCUUAUCCUACUCGGGGUAUUUACUUCAUAAUACGCGUGCAUAAUAACGCGAAAAUCAAGGGCCUCGAUUCGGGGAAAAUUACAUCAUUGCCAAACAGCAAAAACGUAAUCAACUUACAUGCGUCAUUUCAGUCAUCGCCAAAAAUAAACCGCAUGCUCAUCACGAGACUCAUUUGCAUACAAUAAAACUCAUCACCAUUCUUAUCCCCAGUUUCCACGGUCUCUGCUAGGAACGCUUGGGAGCAUGGCGUCCUAACUGGUGCCCACACACAAACAAAAAUAAAGAAACGUCUGCAUUUUUAGUCUAGCUGUGCUAAAGCAAGCUCUACUAAAAAGCUCCUCAAUGAAUCAUUGGCGAAGGUGCCUUGGUUAUAAAUAGAGAAAACAGUCGUGAAUCUGCUUUUCCAGAAAACGUUUAGUUUCAUCAUUUCAUCAUUUUUACCUCACCAAAGUAUGGAAUGUGUGUGAAAAGAGAGCUACACAACGGUAAGAAUACUAUUGACCAACAACAUACAGAGCAGGGGCAGCUGUAGUGUCAACUAUGUAUGUGUAAUCAAAUGGUGACGAGUGAAAUUAGGGAAUAAUUUCACGCACGUUUUGUCUUAGGCUCGGGAAAUUAUUAGGAUUUGGACAAAACGCAAUUGAAAUUAUUCCCUAAUUUCACGAGUAUACCAUUUGAUUACCUAUUAAUAUCAUGGGUGACGAAUGACGUUAGCAAUCUUGCAUUUUGACAUGUUUAUCCUGGAUCGUAUCGAUGGAGAACUCCUGCACUCUCUCGAACGUUUAGAGCUUAAGUUUGGCUUAAGUGGUUCAGAGUUUUUCGACAAAAUACCUGUUAGAAUCGUUCUUGAUGUGCUCGUUCGUGAGUUCAGGUUUUCUAAAGCGUCUUUUUGUGCCCUGACAUCUUCAUUCAUGACGUUUUAAAACUUCGUCGCCAUCUUGACACUGAGACGUACGGAAGGUUGCCAUGGCAAUUUUGUAAUUUCACAUGUGAAAUUAGAAAUUAACGCUGAAAUUUCGCGCCAAAAUUAAGGAGUAAUUCGUCACCUAUGAUAUUAUACUAGUAAUACAUGUACUCUAGAGAACCGUUUCUUUCAAAUUUCGUCUUAUUCUCGUGCAUAUCUACGCAUAAUUUAUGAAAAGACAAAGGUUCACGUUCCCCUGAGAGCUCUAUUGGGAAAACAAAACACACAAGCGAAAGAGGUCUAUUAACGGGCCCGAAAAGCUGUUGUCGUUUACAUUAAAGCUCGAGGUUUCAGUAGGUUUACAGAUAAUAUGAUAAAACUAUCAGUAUAUAAUCUGAAUAUUUGAUUUCGGGCCCGUAAAGUUACCGGGACUUUCGAGAAACGGGCCCCAGGAGCAUAGUCCUUGGAGUCUCGGUUCGGUCAAUCCUGGGCCGGGUUGUUCAAAGCAGGGUUAAGAUAACCCAGGGUUAGUGCGAGGUAUAAAUUCAGAUAUGAAAGCUUAAAAAUCAAAUUCAGUGUAAUUCUUUUAGCCUGUAACGUACUAAAUUGAUGCUCUAUAACGAAUAGUGAAAAUUAUCCGGGAAAAUGCUUUUGAACAAAAGAACAAGAAACCCAGAAUAAACCUUAAUCCUGAGUUACGAUUAAUGGGCUUUCGAACAAGUGGGCCCUGGAGUCUACUAUGAGCUGUGACGUCAUCGACAGAGACUCGCCCGCUCUUUCCCAGACUUCGCGCGGACAACGGGCAACACAGAACGCCUAGGGACUAGGCUGGGGUCCCAGGGCUUUUCUCUUGGACUCUGGGAGGGUCCCAUCCCAGAUUUACACGAGAAAGGCCCUGAAGAUGGCUUACACGACACCCGAGACAUAAGGGCAGUUCUGACCUCGUGGGUGUAACUUGAAUUUUUCUUUCUUUAGGUGGAAUGCGUCUUCAUGACUGAUGGACUCAUAACAGACCAAAUUCAACAUAACCUUAUUUUAAACGAAAAGGAUAAAUACAAGGAUAUUAAGCUUCAGCCUCUUAAAGGAGGCCGUGGGUGGUUUGGAUUCCGCUUCCUUAACCAAAUCAAAUGGGCAGCGGCGAAAUUUAACUUUCAGUACCUACUUAGAAUUGAUGAUGACUACUUCUUGUGCCCAAAAAGGCUUCUUUCUGAGCUUCCAUUGAGACCAAAACAAAAUCUAGUUUGGGGAUUUUUCCACUGUGAAGCAGGAAUCACAUGGGUGAAUGAAGCAUUUAUGAUAUUCUCCGAAGAUGUUAUUCAGAAGUUCUUGGCGCAGAACGAAAGCUCGAUGUUGUGUCAUCCACAAGCGGACCAACAAGUCAUGUUGUGGCUGAGCAGUAUUCUAAACAUAACAUACUUCCACGAUACCAGGUUACAUCAUCAGCCUCCAGCGUCAUAUGUUCCUCGAUUUAGUCACAUCUCGAAUGUUUGUGACUCCCAUUUAGGCGCGCAUGGGGCAUAUGGCGAGACCAUGUAUUAUCUGGGGCUAAGAGCUAAUGACAACGCUAAAGAUGUUUCAGCUAUUCCUGAUUUUGCAAAAUUUUGUAAAACCACAAAGUUUGAUCACCGUGUAUUUGGUGGUGUGUGGCGACAUGAACCCCAGCCCUGCAAAGAUAACCCAGCGUGGGACUUGGGAGAUAAAAUGUGGUUUGGUAGGGAAGUUGUUCAAGGAGUGUAA